AUGGUCGAUCCUGCUUCUUCUCGCUCCAGCAAUCAUGACGUCGCUACAGCCUUGAACGAUACGCCCACUGGCCCCACCGUCACCUCCAACCUUAUUGACGAUACUUCGUUCCAAGCUCCCCACCACACUAUCUCGUCCGAUACCGAGGAACAAGGCGACGAUGACGACGCCAGCACCAACGUAGGCAGCCUCUCGGAACUCCAAGGCGAUAAAGCGUCCGAUUCUAAAGCGAUACAACCCCAACAGAUCCGCGUCACAGACUACGAUGAUGACGACAAUGACGAGGACAACGACGAUGCCCAGACCUUGCAAGCCGGCAGCUCGGGCUACUCGGGGGCCGAUCUCAAGCGCGGCACUUCGUCGAUACGCAAUGACAUCGAAACCUCGCAUCCCUCUGCACCACAUCGACACGCGCUCGAGGACGACCUCGCAGACGAGUACGAGACGCAGGCAUCUCUACUCGGCUCCGCUGGUUUCGUAGACCGUCGCGGCACCGCCUCGCGUCGCUCCACCCGAUCACCCUUCUCUCGCUUCUGGGAGAUUGCUCGCGAGGCGCUUCCCACGCUCAUCAUCAGUCUGCUCUCGCUCAUGUUCUCCGGCGAGCUCCUCGUCCACAUUGCGCGCUGGCCCGUCUUUCGCAAGGUGGACAAGCUCUUCAUCCUUAUCCCCAUCCUGCUCAACAUGAAGGGCAACCUCGAGAUGAAUCUUUCGCUGCGCAUGUCCACGUCGGCCAACAUCGGCGAGCUCGAUGUCAGGCGCACGCGCGAGACGCUUAUCCGAGGAAACAUGGCGCUGCUCCAAGUGCAGGCCAUGAUCGUAUCGAUGUUCGCAGGCGUGCUUGCCUUUGUGCUCGGCGUCGUGACGCCUGAGCCGCAGGUCGAGGCACCCGUGGCACCCAUGCCCACCACACCGCAAGCGCAGACUCCCGAAAAUGCGCUGAUCCACACCAUCGUCAGAAGUGCGUUCUCGGCGGUGACGUUGCGCAACCGCAGGCGGGGCCUGUCGGCGUCGUCGGUCGCGCCAGCAAAGGGAGCCGGCUGGCUUCAACGUCGCCGCAUCAUUCACCACCACCAGCCACCAAAGGACCCAGCACUGCGGCUGCGCAACGGCUACUUUGAAUUUGCCCUCGUCAUCGCCACGGCCGUGCUGUCGGCUUCGCUCUCGUCGCUGAUUCUCGGCUCGUUCAUGUGUGCGCUCGUCGUCAUGGCUCGUCGUGCAGGCGCCAACCCGGACAACAUUGCAUCUCCGCUCGCUGCUUCGCUCGGCGAUCUGACCACGCUCGCGUUGCUCGGACUGCUCGCCAGUGCGCUCGCCCACUUUGAGGGUACCUUCCUCGCCACGGUGAUUCUUGCCGCGAUGGCCCUGGCGUGCAUCGUCUCGUUCAUCGUCACGUACAGGAACGCGUACGUGCGCGAGCUGCUCACGUCGGGAUGGGUGCCGCUCAUCAUGGCCAUGUUCAUCUCGUCCGGCGCCGGCCUGGUGCUCGACAACUUUGUCGGUCGAUACGAGGGCUUUGCGCUGCUCACACCGGUCAUGAUCGGGCUUCCAGGAGCCUGCGCAGCCAUCUUUGCGUCGCGCAUCACCACGGCGCUCCACUCGGGCAAGGGCGCGACGCUGCUCCGUGCCGCAUCCAAGGCAGGCGACAUGGGCGGGGUUCGGGGUGCUCUCGUCACUGCACGCGCCGUGCUCAGCAUCCCACCCAUCGAGGGCUGGCUGGUGCCCAUCAGCCUGCUCAUCAUGGACGUCAGCAUCAAGACCGCCUUCAUCGUUGCCGUUCGAGUGUCGGGGCAGAUGACGUUCGGAUGGACGUUUGGGCUGGCGUUUGUGACGGCGUCGGUGGUAGCCGAUAUGUGUGCGCUGUCUCUGGCCCACGUCAUCUGUCUCGUGCUCUGGAGCCGAGACUACGACCCCGACAUCUACUGUCUUCCCUUUGUCUCGUCUAUCGUGGACGUGAUCGGGCAGAGUCUGCUCGUCACGGCGUUCACCGUGGCAACGGCGCUCGGCGACCACAUCACCGCCGCCGUCAAUGCUGGCGCGGGCCAUGGCGGCGCGUAA
Molecule: messenger RNA, 2055 nt
Organism: Moesziomyces antarcticus
Lineage: Eukaryota; Fungi; Basidiomycota; Ustilaginomycetes; Ustilaginales; Ustilaginaceae
Product: solute carrier family 41 member 1
Exons: 1
Coding region: 1-2055 (684 amino acids)
Biological process (GO): monoatomic cation transport
Cellular component (GO): plasma membrane
Molecular function (GO): monoatomic cation transmembrane transporter activity
Source: RefSeq, a predicted model, not a curated record